GUACGAGGAGCAGUCCUGCGAGAAGGCGGACUCGUCGGAGAAGGCGGAUUUGUCGGAGAAGGUGGACAAAGGAGCGGGGAAGGUGGAUUCGUCGGCGAAGACGGACUUAUCUGAGCAUGCGGGCGAUGAAGAGAACGGUGACGCGUUCGAGGAAGCGGGCUCGUCGGAGAAGACGGAGCUGUCCGAGAACGCGAGCGACGCGCUGCUGAAAGCGGACUCGUCGGAGAAGGCGGAUCUGUCGGGGUCGGAGAAGGUUGUCUCGACCGAGGAGGCGGACUCGUCGGAGAAGGAUGAUCUGGAGCUGUCGGAGAAGGCGGACAGGCCAUCGGAGAAAGCUGACUCGUCGGAGAAGGCGGAAUCGUUGGGGACGGUGCAUUCGGCAGCCACCGGAGACUCGUUCGAGAAGGCGGGAUCGUCUGACUCGGGAGUUAGCAAAGCUAUGUUGCACGCGCGGGAGGAGAUAGGCAUCCGAUGGCUGGGGCUGGCGGAGUUCUGCGCCGCGCGCCGCUUCCAGAGCCGCGCGGCCGAGGCGGAAGCGGAACGCUGCGCCGAGGCCGGCCACGUGGCGGAAUGUGCAGAAGCAUCGAGCGAGGCUUGGCGCGUGGCGGUGCCACGGCACGCAGAAGUUGGGCCAGGCGUGAGUGCUGGGCAACGUUGAGCCGGGGCACUGUCAGCCACCCCCCGA
Molecule: messenger RNA, 685 nt
Organism: Prorocentrum cordatum
Lineage: Eukaryota; Dinophyceae; Prorocentrales; Prorocentraceae
Source: the annotation of a GenBank genome assembly